AUGGACAAACAGAAGCCCAUCACCUUGUUUGUGCCGCCGAGACUGAGCAGCGGCCAGGUAUCGGCCGUGAAACCGCAGACCGUGGGGGGAGACACCAGCUUCUUCAAGAAUUUCAACAAAGAUACUGAAGAUGACACUUGUUUUCCAUUUGAGAUGACUAAUCGCUCCAAACAAGGGAAAAACAUUGAUUCAGAUGCUGCCUUACAAAAAGUUAACUUUUUCCCCAUGCUUGAACAGGUUGAUAAUUUUGACAGUUGUCAUUACCAGGAAGGAUUAAAGGACUCUGAUUUUGAGAAUUCAGAGCCAAUGAGCAGACUAUAUUCAAAAUUGUAUAAGGAGGCUGAAAAGAUUAAGAAGUGGAAAGUGAAUAUAGACUUUGAACUGAAGCAGAAAGAAAAUAAGUUGCAAGAAAAUAGAAAGAUAAUUGAAGCACAGCGGAAAGCCAUUCAAGAGCUACAGUUUGAAAAUGAAAAAGUAAGUUUGAAAUUAGAAGAAGGAAUUCAAGAAAAUAAAGAGUUAAUAAAAGAGAAUAAUGCUAUAAGGCAUUUAUGCAAUUUACUGAAAGAAACCUGUACCAGAUCUGCAGAAAAGACAAAAAAGUAUGAAUAUGAACGAGAAGAAACUAGGCAAGUUUAUGUGGACCUAAAUAAUAACAUUGAGAAAAUGGUAAUAGCUUUUGAGGAUCUUCGUGUGCAAGCUGAGAAUUCCAGACUAGAAAUGCAUUUUAAAUUAAAGGAAGAUUAUGAAAAAAUCCAACACCUUGAAGAAGAAUAUAAGAAGGAAGUAAAUAACAAGGAAAAGCAGGUAUCACUGCUAUUGAUCCAAAACAACGAGAAAGAAAAUAAAAUAAGAGAGUUAACAUUGCUGCUGGAGGAAUCCAGAGAUAAAGUGAAUCAAUUAGAAGAAAAAAUAAAAUUACAGAAUGAAAACUUAAAAGAAUCAAAUGAGAAGAACGAUCAUUUAACAUCAGAACUAGAAGAUUGUAAAGUGUCUUUGCAAAGAAGUGCGAGUACUCAAAAGGCUUUGGAGGAAGAUUUACAGAUAGCAACAACAAAAAUAUAUCAGCUCACUGAAGCAAAAGAAACUCAAAUGGAAGAAUUUAAUAAAGCUAAAGCUGCUAAUUCACUUGUGGUUACUGAACUUAAAACUACCAUCUGCAACUUGAAAGAGUUAUUGGCAACAGAACAUCAGAGAUUGGAAAAAAGUGAAGACCAAUCGAAAAUACUUACCAUGGAGCUUCAGAAGAAAUCAAGUGAACUGGAAGAGAUGACUAAGCUUAACAAUAACAAAGAAGUAGAACUUGAAGAAUUGAAAAAAACCUUGGCAGAAAACCAAAAGCUUUUAGAUGACUUUGAGAAAAUUGUUGAAGAAUUAAAAGGAACAGAACAAGAACUAACGGGUCUUCUCCAAACCAGAGAGAAAAAAGAACAUGAUUUGGAAAUUCAAUUGACUACCAUUGCCACAAGUGAACAACAAUAUUCAAAACAGGUUCAAGAACUGAAAACUGAGCUUGAAAAUGAGAAGCUUAAGAAUACUGAAUUGACUGCAAGUUGCAACAAGCUUUCACUGGAGAAUGAAGAAUUAGCACAAGAAACAAGUAAAAUGGCCUUAGAACUUAAAAAACAGCAAGAAGAUAUUAAUAAUAGCAAAAAGCAAGAAGAAAGGACAUUGAAACAAAUAGAAAAUCUGGAAGAAACAGAAACACGAUUAAGGAAUGAACUGGAAUCUGUGAGAGAAGAACUAAAGCAGAAAGGAGAUGAAGUUAAAUGUAAAUUGGACAAGAGUGAGGAAAAUUGUAACAAUUUAAGGAAACAAGUUGAAAUUAAAAGCAAGAAUAUUGAAGAAUUCCAACAGGAGAAUAAGGCCUUGAAAAAAAGGGGUACAGCAGAGAGCAAGCAACUGAAUGUUUAUGAGAUAAAGGUCAAGAAAUUAGAGUCAGAACUAGAAGGUGCCAAACAAAAAUUUAAAGAGAUGUCUGACAGCUAUAAAAAAGAAAUUGAGGACAAAAAGAUAUCAGAAGAAAAUCUUUUGGGAGAGGUUGAGAAAGCCAAAGCAACAGCUGAUGAAGCGGUACGAUUACAGAAGGAAAUUGAUAUACGAUGUCAACAUAAAAUAGCUGAAAUGGUUGCACUUAUGGAAAAACAUAAGCACCAAUAUGAUAAAAUCGUUGAAGAAAGAGACUCAGAAUUAGGACUUUAUAAGAGCAGAGAACAAGAACAAUCAUCAGUGAAAGCAUCUUUGGAGGCUGAACUAUCCAAUCUCAAAAAUGAACUUUCGUCUAUUAGGGAACAACUUGAAAUAGAAAGAGAAGAAAAAGAAAAACUCAAAAGAGAGGCAAAAGAAAACACAGUUACUCUCAAAGAAAAAACUGACAAGAAAAUACAGACAUCGUUAUCCGAAACACUUACAACCAAUUAUCGGAAAUUUGAUCCUAAAGCAACUCCUUCACAAAAUAUAUCUCGAAACUUCACAUCAGCUGAUUAUGGCAAACCCAAAGAAAAAAAAGACAAUCUGAGGACACCUGCCAAAAGUACUGUAUCUGAAUCAUUUCCAAAGGCAUAUACUGUGAAGACGCCAACAAAACUAAAAACCCAGCCAAGAGAAAACAAGAAUGCACCCACUGAAGAAAAUAGUAAAAAGAGAAAAAUGGUCUUUGAGUUUGAUAUUAAUUCAGAUAGUUCAGAAUCUGCUGAUCUUCUGACCAUGGUUUCAGAGGAAGAGAAAUUGAAAAAUCUAUGCAAGAAUAAUUAUCCAACAACUUCUCAUUUUUGUGUCAGAACACCAAAAAAGACCCCUUCAUCUCUAACAGCCCUUGGAUCUGCGCCGAAGUUUGGAGCUAUGAGGAAGAUGCAGGAUGACCGCUGGGCUAUGAUUGCCAAAGUGGAUAGGAGAAAAAAGCUAAAGGAAGCAGGAAGACUAUUUGUUUAA
Molecule: messenger RNA, 2928 nt
Organism: Pipistrellus nathusii (Nathusius's pipistrelle)
Lineage: Eukaryota; Metazoa; Chordata; Mammalia; Chiroptera; Vespertilionidae
Source: the annotation of a GenBank genome assembly